CCCGUUAAAUCACUGUUCUGUGGAAUUGAAAAACGAACUAGCUUUGUAUUUACUUAUCGAGUUGACAGCGUAAUCGCUACUUUGAACAGCCCAGAUUGAAGGAGACUCGGCUUUCAGGGUACAUGUAUUCAACUAAGGCCUGAAGUCUAAAUGUAGAAUUAUCCAAGAGCAAAUCACGAUCUGAUUUACCAAUGUGCCCGUCCCAGUGCGAAAUGAGAUUAGCAAUAGACGCUGGUUUAGAUAUUAGGAAACACAUCGAGAACGAAACAAUAAAGCUUGAAUUGUUACUGGUUGGCUGAAAAUUUGUUGACAAACGCUGACAAGGCGUCGGCCCUAGUAAACCAGUUUUGUAAACACGACGGGUAGCUAGUCUAGCAUAAGAGAAACAACUGCAACAACGAAACAUCUCCAGAAACGAAACCGCCGGGCUGUGCAGCAUCGUUUGUUAUUUCUGAAUAAGAUCAUAAUGGGUAAAAGUCAAGAACAGGAAAAAAUAAGACAAGUACAAGAGACGGUCUUUUCGUUGGACGGAGUUGGACAAAAGAAGGACGGUUUUUCGGUGAUCCAAACUUCUGGAAUAGCCAUGUCGGGUGUGAGGCAUGUUAACAAGAUUCCUACAAUCAGAGGAACGGAUAUCAUGAGAGAUCCAAGGCUAAACAAGGGAACCGCCUUCACUCUACAAGAAAGACAGAUCCUUGGAAUACAUGGUCUCCUUCCUCCAUGCAUAUCGACUCAAGAGAUUCAAAGCCAAAGAAUGUAUGCAGAACUACACAGAAAGGCUAAUGAUCUUGAAAAAUACAUUCUCCUGAUGGCUUUACAGGAGAGAAAUGAGUCCUUAUUCUUUAAAAUCUUAAUGGAUCACACAGAAGAGCUGAUGCCGAUUGUUUAUACCCCAACUGUGGGUCUUGCUUGUCAGAAGUAUGGCAUGAUAUUUAGGAGACCUAAGGGGCUGUUUGUUUCUAUCCAUGACCUUGGACAUGUUGAAGAUCUCCUAGCAAAUUGGCCAGUUGAAGAUGUUAAGGCCAUUGUAAUGACAGAUGGAGAGCGCAUUCUUGGCCUGGGUGAUCUUGGUUGCUGUGGCAUGGGAAUACCUGUUGGAAAGCUUGCUCUGUAUACAGUGUGCAGUGGCAUUGAUCCAGGAGUGUGUCUUCCUGUCAUGAUUGAUGUUGGAACUAAUAAUCAGGCUUUGCUAGAUGAUCCACUUUAUAUCGGAGUUCCUCAGAAGCGUGUAACGGGUAAAGCAUAUGAUGAUCUUAUUGAUGAGUUCAUCCGUGCUGCAACUCAGAGAUAUGGUGAAACAGUAUUAAUCCAGUUUGAAGAUUUUGGAAACCAUAAUGCCUUCAGAUUCCUGGAGAAAUACAGAAAUAAGAUUUGCACCUUUAAUGACGACAUACAAGGCACUGCAUCUGUCACAGUUGCUGGUUUGCUCGCUGCUCUGCGAAUCACUAAGAAUAAGCUGGCAGAUCACAAGUUCCUCUUUCAAGGAGCUGGGGAGGCUGCUAUUGGAAUUGCUGACUUGCUUGUUCUAGCCAUGAUCAAGGAAGGAUUAUCCCUUGAGGAGACGAGAAGAAGAAUAUGGCUUGUAGAUUCUAGAGGACUGGUUGUGAAGGAUCGUGCAGUUGGAGGAUUAACUGAAGAGAAACUGAAAUACGCUCAUGAAACAAAGCACAUCAGUACCCUUGCAGAAGUUGUUAAGACUAUUAAACCAACUGCCAUUAUUGGUGUCGCAGCAGUGGCUGGAGCAUUCACUGAAGACAUUGUUAAGGCUAUGGCUUCCUUUAAUGAGCGACCUAUCAUCUUUGCUCUUAGUAACCCAACCUCCAAAGCAGAAUGUACAGCAGAACAGGCUUACACUUGGUCUAAUGGAAAGGCUGUGUUUGCCAGUGGAAGCCCUUUUGCACCUGUCACUCUUCCUGAUGGGCGUCAUUUCAUACCUGGUCAAGGGAACAAUGCCUACAUCUUUCCUGGUGUAGCACUGGGUGUGAUUGCCUGCAAAACUCAGCAUGUUACUGAUGAGAUGUUCCUUCUUGCCGCGGAGUCUUUAGCCAAUCAAGUGGAAUCCUUGCAGCUGGAGAAGGGCUGUCUGUACCCACCCCUGAAAGAUAUCAGAGAUGUGUCCUUUAAAAUUGCUGUCGAUGUAGUGAAGCUGGCAUAUACUUGUGGAUUAGCCACCAUUCAUCCUGAACCUGAAAAUAAACAACAAUUAGUCCAAGAAAACCUCUACAGUGCAGAUUAUAUGUCUUACAUUCCACACACCUACAACUGGCCGACAGAAUGACUGAAUAUUGAAACAACACCAAAACAAUUGGAAAACAAAAUCUGAAUAUUUUUUUUUUCUUUGAAUGGAAUAGUUUAGAGUGGUUUAAUAUUUUUUCUUGCGAUAGUAAUAACGAACGUUUAAAGCCACAUAAUAUAUCUUUCAGGCAAAUAAUUUCACAAGUAUAGCCCGUGAAAUGUAGCCAAUGGCGAUGAGUUAGGUAAUGGUUUAAAUCGGAUUUUUUAGAUUUUCACACAUUUCGACAUGUAUUUACUGUGCAACAAAACACUUUGUUUUUGUAUUAGUAUCUCUUUUUAUCUCAUCAGUGCAUAUUAGUUCAAACAAGUAUUUGGUGAGAGCGCACAAAUUAGGAUGGAAACUGAUGAUAUGUUUUCACCAGCUCUUGUCAUGUGCAGAGCUGUUGAUCUGUUGAAAUCACAAGUCUGAUACACAAAAAAAUACUGUGAGCUGCAAAGGUUCUGGGUAGUUAAAAUUUAUCAUACUUUCAGGGGACAAGAAUUGAUGCCUGUUUGAUGAAAUUCUAAACCCAGAGUUACAUAAUGUUGAAAAUACUUUUUGGAAGAAAUGAAUUGUCAAGAAUUAAAUUAUGAUCCGUAUCUCUUGAUGUCAAUGGUUUUUAAUAUAUUUAGAAAAUAAAUCAAUAUCAAACAGAGGAUAAUA
Molecule: messenger RNA, 2938 nt
Organism: Orbicella faveolata
Lineage: Eukaryota; Metazoa; Cnidaria; Anthozoa; Scleractinia; Merulinidae
Product: NADP-dependent malic enzyme-like
Biological process (GO): malate metabolic process; pyruvate metabolic process
Cellular component (GO): mitochondrion
Molecular function (GO): NAD binding; malate dehydrogenase (decarboxylating) (NADP+) activity
Source: RefSeq, a predicted model, not a curated record